AUGAGCAAGGCCAAAACCAGCAGGGAGAAGAGGAGUUCCCAGGCCUCUCUCAGCAGGGUAACACGGAGCUCCCUCACUCAGGGAAACCCUCGAGAGCCGGGGCUCGGCGUGGCCCAGCGGAACAGGCCGUCUGACUCGGGCCUGGCGAGUGAGCUCAGCCAUAUGAGCGUGAAUGAGCAGGCUGCCACACUAGCACGGAAAUGGAGGCCCUCUAAAGUGGGCAGUAAUGCAGUGCUGGACUUUUCAUCAAGUAUUAGGCCCCAUCAGUCGUCUUCUUCUGGUUCUAUGACAAAACCCCAACCCACGCCACGGGGCGGCCUGGGUCCCAUUGCACGAAUGGUCAAGCUUGGACGUUUGCAGAAUAUUGUUGUGGUGGCAGGAGCUGGGAUCAGCACAGCCAGUGGUAUCCCUGACUUCAGGACUCCAGGAACAGGCUUGUACGCAAACCUCAAAAAAUAUGACCUUCCCUACCCAGAGGCCAUUUUUAACAUUGACUACUUCUCCAAUGACCCUCGACCUUUCUUCUCAUUGGCCAAGGAGCUCUACCCAGGCCGUCAUCGGCCAAACUACGUCCACUACUUUAUCCGUAUGCUACACCAGAAAGGCCUGCUGCUCCGCAUGUACACCCAGAACAUCGAUGGCCUGGAGAAAAUGUGCGGCAUUCCUGAAGACAAGCUUGUGGAGGCUCAUGGAAGUUUUGCGACAGCUUCCUGUCACCUGUGCUACACUCCAUUUCCUGCAGAAGAGGCCAAAAGGCUGAUAAUGACCGAUAACAUCCCCAAAUGUUCAUUUUGUGAGGCCACGGUGAAACCAGACGUUGUGUUUUUUGGUGAAGAUUUACCACAGAGCUAUUUCCAACAUACAAAAGACUUUCCAGAAGCUGACCUCCUCAUGAUCAUGGGAACAUCUCUACAGAUUGAACCCUUUGCAAGCCUGGUGAACACGGUGAAGUCCAGCGUGCCGCGGCUGCUGCUGAACCGGAACGCGGUGGGUCCGUUUGAGCGAAAGCCUCUGAGGAGGGGCGACUACAUGGAGCUGGGUGACCUGGUGGAUUCGGUCAGGAAGUUUGCCGAAAUCCUCGGAUGGCACUCGGAGAUUGAAGACCUAAUGACCAGCCAAGAGAAUAGGGAAAUCGGCCAACUCAUGCACUGCCUUCAUUCUGGAAAUGGCCUCCAGAUGAACCAGCCACUGCUGAACAGCGCAGGCAGGAGAGGGGCAGCUCAGCAAUGGGACAAACGACCCCCCAAGUCCAGGCCAGGAGCUCCAGGUCCCAGCGACAGCGGCGGUGAGGAGAGCGACUCCUCAGAAACCGACAGCAAGAGUACAGAGUCCUCCGGCCCGAGUAACUAA
Molecule: messenger RNA, 1350 nt
Organism: Chanos chanos (milkfish)
Lineage: Eukaryota; Metazoa; Chordata; Actinopteri; Gonorynchiformes; Chanidae
Product: NAD-dependent protein deacetylase sirtuin-3
Exons: 7
Coding region: 1-1350 (449 amino acids)
Cellular component (GO): nucleus
Molecular function (GO): histone deacetylase activity, NAD-dependent; NAD+ binding
Source: RefSeq, a predicted model, not a curated record